Melanotaenia boesemani (Boeseman's rainbowfish) is the source of this 1194-nucleotide messenger RNA. It is a transcript of the gene imp4, whose product is annotated as IMP U3 small nucleolar ribonucleoprotein 4. The transcript is spliced from 9 exons. The coding region runs from base 98 to 973 and encodes 291 amino acids. NCBI's taxonomy places the organism in Eukaryota, Metazoa, Chordata, Actinopteri, Atheriniformes, Melanotaeniidae. Gene Ontology annotation, biological process: rRNA processing. Gene Ontology annotation, cellular component: Mpp10 complex; small-subunit processome; nucleolus. Gene Ontology annotation, molecular function: snoRNA binding; rRNA primary transcript binding. The record is from RefSeq and is a predicted model, not a curated record.
GCUCUCAUUGGUGAUUUUGUCAGCCAAUAAGGAAAAGUCUUCUUUACAAGUGUUUCUGUCCACGUGAGUUCUUCUUGUGCGUUAGCUACUAACAAAAAUGCUUCGUCGAGAGGUGAGACUGAGACGGGAGUACCUGUACAGGAAGGCACAAGAGGACAGGCUCCGAACAAUAGAAGAGAAAAAACAGAAGCUGAAGGGUGCACUUGAGGAAAAUCGUCUCCUUCCAACUGAGGUGCGCAAAGACGCCCUGCAGCUACAGAAACUACUGGAGUAUGAUGAUGAAGGGGCAGAAGGUGUCAGCUCUCACGUGGAUGACGAGUAUAAGUGGGCAGGAGUGGAAGAUCCUAAAGUUAUGGUCACUACGUCCAGAGACCCGAGCUCCAGACUCAAAAUGUUUGCCAAGGAGGUAAAGCUGAUGUUUCCUGGAGCCCAACGCAUGAACAGAGGAAACCAUGAGAUCGCUGCGCUGGUCCGAGCCUGCAAAGCCAACAACGUAACAGACCUCGUCAUUGUGCACGAAACAAGAGGACAGCCGGAUGGCCUGGUGGUGUGCCACUUGCCAUUUGGACCCACGGCUUAUUUCACACUUUACAACGUGGUAAUGAGGCAUGAUGUUCCCGACAUAGGCACCAUGUCUGAGGCAUACCCCCACCUCAUUUUUCACAACUUCUCCUCGCGGCUCGGAAAGAGGGUAUCGAAUAUCCUCAAGUAUCUUUUUCCAGUGCCAAAGGAAGACAGUAAGCGUGUAAUCACAUUUGCUAACCAAGAGGACUUCAUCUCUUUCAGACACCACACCUACAAGAAAACGGAUCACAAGAACAUAGAGCUGACAGAAGUAGGACCCAGGUUUGAAAUGAAAUUGUACAUGAUCAAACUGGGCACCUUGGAGAAUGAGAGCACUGCAGAUGUUGAAUGGCGUCAUCAUGCAUACACUCACACAUCGAAGAAAAGGAGGUUUCUCAGUGUUCAAUAGAGAGAAGAUGAAGCAUAACCAAACAAGUGUUUAUGUUGUAAUGUGUUUACUACAUGUUAGAGGAUUUAAAAAAAAACAUUUAAAGAUGUGUGAAGAUCUUUACAGUAAAUGGAGAAUUAAACUCCAUGGUGAGUGACAGUUGAUUUGCUGUUGGUGAGAUCAUUAUUCUGCUGUAUAUAUGGUUAUGUUGUUUUGUAAUAAACUGGUUUUUAUAGACUUGA